ACAAACAGGGAGCGCGUUCUCUCCAGAAGAAGUAGAAGAAAGUGCAGCCGUUCUUUGAAAGCUGUGUUGCCUUUCGUUCGCGCAACCUUCGAAGAUUAUCUCGUUGAAGCAUGGGCGACGAGGACGAAGAUGAGGAUGAGGAGGAUAAAGGAGGCGACGGAGGGGAUGGAGGUGACGGAGGCGGAGGCGGAGGAGGAGGAGACGACAAGAAACAGUUUCGAAAGGCUAUGGACUCCAUCAUGGUACAUCGAACCAACAGGGGGCCAGCUCAGCGCAAUGAGACAGAAGUAAAGUCACCGCAGAAGACCAUAAUCGCCGUAGUGGGUGUUGUUGGUCUCCUGUUGGUCGUUGGUGGGGCUGGUAUCUUCCUUUUUCUCAAGCUCAGUGCAAAAGCCACCACCACCACCGCCGCGGUUACUACAACCACCGAACAGGACUCUGGCAACAGCACCAACAGUUCCGAGACUACCGUCCAUCGGCGAGCCAAGGUCCACAAUACCACUGUGAUGUUUCUCUUGCGAAAUCGGGACCCUCCCGUGAAACCACUUCGUCAACAACAAACGAAACCUCGCUCUGAAGUGGAUCACAACAUGGUCUUCGCCGAAGAAUUGGACGAGCCUGAGGAGAUUGAUGAACGAUAUGUCGAGGAGCCACACAGCCUAUCCGUCGUGGUGAACGACACGCUGAUGGCACUGGAUCUCGGGGACGAUACGGGAGGAAUCCCUGGCAGUGUGAAGUAGAAGAUUCCUUCAUCGCCAACAUUGCGAGCCGGGAGAGCUUCUUCAGUCUCCAGCUGGCGCCUCACACACGUUACUGCACUUGUGUUGCAUACCACAUAACCAGUUUAGUCUGUAUAACGACCUGAAUAAUAGCCUGAUUCAACUCGCUUUACAUCAUCCCAAGGUGUAUAUCACAAUGUAAUUCCCAUAAUAAACAUGAAACCUUAAGUGUUCCU
Ornithodoros turicata is the source of this 955-nucleotide messenger RNA. RefSeq lists its product as uncharacterized. The coding region runs from base 111 to 740 and encodes 209 amino acids. NCBI's taxonomy places the organism in Eukaryota, Metazoa, Arthropoda, Arachnida, Ixodida, Argasidae. The record is from RefSeq and is a predicted model, not a curated record. The transcript has 9 exons.